CUCGUGUAUUCGACCCAGCGGCCUCUGGUCGGUGAUUUGGCCAUGCGAAGAGCGUGCCUCGCUCUGCUUCUUGCAGUCGCGGUGGGGCGGCUUGAGAUUGAGGCGGGCUUAGCAUAGCCAUUCUCAGUGAGACUGACGUGGGCAACCUGCAAAAGCUUCCAUGUCAACGAAUACCGCAGCGGCCCUUAUCCCAUCGAGAUGAACACAGGGGACUUGAUUGGGGACGUCUUCUUCGCGCUGCAGCUGGAGCUCAUGCUGCCGUUGGUUUGCCCGGAUCCCAAGUGGCCCUACCAUGACGACUGCCACAACAAGGAGAUCACCUCGAAGGACCUCGUGGUGAGCCGCCUUGUCCUGCAAGUGGACCCUCAGUGGAGCGCAUACGCGGCUUGCAACCAGGGUCUACCUGGAAAUGUGGACGAGUACGGCAACCACUGCGCGGAGGGGACGUAUUGCUGCUUUUGCGGGGAGCCCUACUUUCGCCGGCCUCGGCCCUGCAAUGGCACCCUCGGCCGCAAGAACGUGAAGAAAGACCUGCACUUUGCGCCCGCGCAGUGGUGCAACGAGUCGGCGAGGGACUACGACUGCUGGCAGGCGAGGCUGCACGAGAAGCUGCAGUGGAGCGACCCCGGGUGGUGGUACUCAACGGCGGCGGCGGGGUACUGCCCCUACCACCCGCAGAACUGCAGCUGGGAGGUGGUCGCCUUGCAGAAAGUCAUCAACCAGACCUGCCACCGGGAGUCCUAUGGCGGAGCUGUGGAGGCCUACAACCGCAGCUGCUUUGAGGCGUGCGGGGUGCGGAAUAUGAGCUCGCCGUGCUGGACGCGAUGCUUCUACCAGACGAUCAUGGGUCCGGAGGGCGGCACACCACACGGAAAACUGGAGGGCCUGAGCAUGGCCGAGUUUGCCAAACUUUGGCGCCGCGCCUUUGAGUCCGACGACCCCGCGCAGGGCGGCUGUCCGGGCCUGACGCCGGUUUUCCCGCAGGUGGUGGUGUAGUCUCUCGCAUCGGCUUCCAGGCAGCUGCAAUUGUCGAGGGGCCAGGCAGCCUUGGUCCGAUUUUCUUGCUGAGCCAAGUCAGCGUGAGGGAAAGCUCUCCCAACCUUGGCCGUCGCAAGUUGGAAGCUUGACCGGCCAUCGGAUUUUUCCGGGAAUCCGUUCAUGUCGCAGCGCGUACUUGUUUACUUCCAUUUGCUGAAAUGAAUAUUGUGUAUUUCCCCUCUUGUUGGCU
Effrenium voratum is the source of this 1228-nucleotide messenger RNA. NCBI's taxonomy places the organism in Eukaryota, Dinophyceae, Suessiales, Symbiodiniaceae. The record is from the annotation of a GenBank genome assembly.